AUGGAUUGCCCCCUGCAGCUCAACCUAAAGCUGCAUGUGCGGCGCAGACUGCCCGAGGGUGCAGCACUUUUGUGGCACAUGAUUCUACCCUUGGCAGUGAUUAGCAAGAACCUUCUGCAACCACCACACGAGUGGGACACGUGGUUGGGUCUUCUUCCUGCAAACCAGAACUUGGAGACCCAUGCGCCUGAGAUGAUGUUUGCUCAGGCAGUGAUUCACCUUCUGGCGAAACCCGAGUAUCCAAAGCUGCGGUUGCAGUUCAAGUACCAUAAUCCCGCGUUGCGAGCGAAGAUGGCGCUACAAAAGCAGACGGAGCAAGAACGGCGGCAGGAAAAAGAACUGCAGGCUGCAAGUUAUGGUCAGCAGCGUUUCCAAGACCUUCAGCUGGGAGGUUUGCUGGAAAAGCGCUCUGUAGAGAAAGUCGCCGAGUCUGAAGCGGAGCCCGGGUUGGCGGGAGCCGGCUCACCGGAAAGCGGCCAAAUGGAUGGGGCGGCCGAGGCCGCCUGCCAGGCCCAGGCCGCGCAGGCCCAGGCUCGACUUUCCGAGGCGCUGGCAUCCUGUCUUCAGCUCUUGUCAGAGAUCUCUGGACGUCCGUGUGUGACCCUCGACCACAUCUCUACUUGCGAUGCUCCGGCACAGCUUGUGAGAAGCCAUUUUCAAGGCUUGACGUGUCCAGAGUUUCCGGAUGAGAGGAGCCUGGCAGACAGCCUGCAGUAUGCAUUGCUCGGCGCGCUCGACGAUUUCAGUGGGACUCCAGGGAACAGUGGCCUGAGAGGCCUCUCGGAGCCCACCAGUCAGCUCCUUGCCAUGCAAGAGCGGUUCCCGCUUCUGUGGCCAAUCUGCCGACAAGUUUCCAAGCUUGCAAACGACAGGGUUCGCCUGAUGGAAGAAAUUGAAGCAAGUGCAGACGGCCCGAACGUGGUGCAGGAAAACGCUCGGCUCCGCACUGAACUCGUUGAGGCGCAAGAAAGGUACCGCAAAGGAGAAGAAGAGCUGUCACAUUUACAGGCACGUGUAAAUGACCUCACCCUGGAAUUGAGCCGAGGACAGUCCCCAGAAAUUGAUUUGCUUUGA
This is a messenger RNA of Symbiodinium necroappetens, 1074 nucleotides long. Lineage: Eukaryota; Dinophyceae; Suessiales; Symbiodiniaceae. The record is from the annotation of a GenBank genome assembly.